AUGUCCGAUAACAAGUUCAAGCUCACCGCCUACAUCUCCGACGAGUCCUUGACCAUACUCAAGCAGGGUGGGUACAAACUUUGCAUCGCAAGGGAGGUCAACGGAAAAUACAAUGUGGUUUUCAUAUCAGUGAUUGAACAUCUGUUCCAGAACGUGUUUGAAUUCGAAGAGCAGUAUCGAGUCUUUGGCACAAAAAAGUUCGAGGCUGGUGCAUUGAUAGAGGCCUCCACCAGAAGAAGAGUGCCCAUCAUGCCAGGUCAGGAGAUCCCUCUGAGUCUCGAGGGUGGUUUUGGCUCUGUUACUGGAUACGUAGAUCGGUCAAAGCCAUUCAUGGUCAACAGCAACUAUUACCACCCCAUCCACUUUGGUGUUGACGCGCUUGUCAGUCAAGACUAUGCCGCAAUCCAUGUUUCUGAAGGACCAUACGUGGCCCAAGCAGUCCCUCUCAAGCCCAGUCGGAAGAUCAUGAUCUGGUUCGACAAAGAGCUCGAAUCGGGGAUGAUGAUCUACCACACCGUCUAUAAUUGCAUGCAUGUAAGCAGCGCUCUUCUAAUCCCCCAUCCACCAUCACCUAAAUCCGUAGCCCAGGUCGACUUCACCAACACCAGUGACGUUACGAUCAACUACGCGGCGCCAAAAGAUGCACCUGCGAAGGGUGUCUGGUCAUAUGGCGCUCUCCCAAUGAUGGUGGUCGGACAGACAUACGACCCAAGGACGAACAGAUUUUAUGUGACCCCAGAAGAUCUGCCUUCUGCGGAUAUGUUCGUCAAGAUGGCCGAAUUGUUGCACCUCGAUCCUCCUACCCAUCACGGUAGUGCCGGUGAGGUCCACGCCCACAAAUGA
Messenger RNA from Marasmius oreades (fairy-ring Marasmius), 843 nucleotides. RefSeq lists its product as uncharacterized. The transcript has 3 exons. Bases 1 to 843 code for a protein of 280 amino acids. The record is from RefSeq and is a predicted model, not a curated record. Lineage: Eukaryota; Fungi; Basidiomycota; Agaricomycetes; Agaricales; Marasmiaceae.